Messenger RNA from Salpingoeca rosetta, 891 nucleotides. RefSeq lists its product as uncharacterized. The record is from RefSeq and is a predicted model, not a curated record. Lineage: Eukaryota; Choanoflagellata; Craspedida; Salpingoecidae. The coding region runs from base 62 to 859 and encodes 265 amino acids. The transcript has a single exon.
CGAAGCUUGUGGAUUGCUUGUGUGCGUGUGUGGGUGGGUGUGACAAACGUUGUGUCAUGCGAUGUCACACGGUCAUGUCACGCAUUGCAAUCAACGCCUGUCUCAUGCUUUGUCCUCCUCGUUGUUUCACUUUCCAUUUCCUCGACCCCGCAACUCCUCACCCCUGACAACUCACACUUGCACGACUUGUUCGUCUUGGUUGUUCAUUUUUCCCGGGCACACCCCUCCAACAACAGGACAACAAAACCAAGCCAAACACACAAGCGACCCACCGCCAAAGCGACCAAGCAAGCGACCCCACUCGCCAAGACCACAGCCAUGGCCGACAACGCAGACCUGGCAAAGCGCAAAGCCAACACCGAGGCCAAGCGGCGCUCGCGCCAGAGGAAGAAGGAGGAGAGGGAGCAGCUGUUGCGGGAGAACCAAGAGCUUGAGAGGACGCUGUCACAACGUCAGCAGCAAAUCGAGGCCGUCAAGCAGCAGCUCAUUCAACAGGGCGUCUCUGAAGACGACAUUCGCCGUGCCAUCGAGGGCGCUGCUCCAACCCCAACGCAGUAGUGAGCAUCCGAUGCUCCGUGUCUUAUGUCUUGUGACAUUUUGUUCAUGCAGUGCGUUUAUCCGCGUUCGUGCGUGCGUGCGUCUGGUCGGUUGUGUUCAUCUUGGCACACCCCAUGUGCGAUGCAUGUGUUAUUCCCACACCGCCUCUUGCCCCCCCCCCCCCAUUUUAACUGCCCUAUUUCAUCUUUCCGUUUCAUCGACCUUGCUGUCGUCACAAACACAACCCAGAAGCAAUGUGCCUUUGUUGACCCUCCCCGUCCUUCCUCUUCUCCGUCCUUCUCUCCCCACCUCUUUGUUGUGACAUAUCCUCGAAAUAAACUGACAUUCCCUCUG